AUGGCUGAGUCGCAGUGGGUGCAGUUCUCCAUGCCGGGCACAGGAAAGCGCAAACGCGCCGGACUCGCGUGUAUCUCGUGCCAUUCCAAGAAGAUUCGAUGUGAUCUUCAAACUAGAAGCAACCAUGGCCAAAACAGUUGCAGCCACUGCGCGUCGGCAGGGAAAGACUGCCGCCCUCGGCCAUCUAAGCGCGACAAAGGCCGCUCGGCUGCUGAGAUUGAAGUGCCGCACACGCCUCUCCCUCCUAUUGCCAAGUCCCCAAGAGACUACCGCACGAGGCUUGCCUCCCUGCACUUGACCGUAGCGGAAAACGGUGCUAGCAUUGUCACUGACAGUGCAGAUAGGCGUGCCAGUCAAAAUCUCGCGCCUCAUGACCAAGCACAGCCGAGUCUUCUUGACUUUGACCCGGGGCUCCUCUCGCAGCCGGAGUGGGCCACCUUCCACGCCAGCACUCGAGCACCUGCGACGAGCGGCUCCCAGGAAACGCGACUGAGCAAUGGACCGUCAUCAUUGGAUGCUUGGUCGGCCAAUUGGGUACCAUCAUUCCCCGAACAAUCACAUCGAGCUCAAGUGGCUCUUCAAUUCCGACCUACCCGUGAGAAUACCGGGAAUAAUGCAAACACACGCGAUGCCAUCGACCCAGCGGCACAAUCUAAGGACAAAGAUCCGAGUAGCCUUGGUGUUUUGCAACCGGAUCUGCGCCAAAGUUUUACGGAAACGUACUUUGAAUAUUGCUACACUUGGUGUCCAGUGAUUAACCGAACGACCGUGUCGAGGGAACUCGCAGAAUCACCGCUGCUGGACAAUGCAAUUGCAAUUGUAGGGAGUCACGUUCGUCCACCCCUCAUACCACAAGCAGGGCCAGCCGUAUAUUACGAUCGAGCCCGGCGACUGUUCUAUGAUGAAGACGAGGAGAACCUGAUCACCACUCUGAAAGCCGUCUCCCUAUUCUACUGGUGGGCACCUCGGCCACCGUCGGUGGUGCACAAACACUCUUCCUGGUGGUGGACUUCAGUUGUCAUUAGACAUGCUCAACAGGCUGGGUUUUAUCGCGAGUCCGCUGCCGAAAUGGCUAGGCAUGACGAUAUUGAGCUAUGUAUUCGGCGGCGAAUAUGGUGGACCGCUUUCGCCCGUGAACGUUUGACGGCAAUAUGUCAAGGGAAACCGUGUCUCAUAGAUCCCGCCGACUGUAACAUACCAUCGCCAUCUCUGCGGGAUUUCCCGGACUUCGAAGAUAAGAGCAAAGCCGAAGUAUUUAUUUACUGGGUUCGGCUAUGCACUAUCAUUGGACGCAUAGCGAAGAGACUAUCGCUGUCGGCGAACUCAUCAUCGACUACGAACACGUUUACUGGAGAUCUGGACAAAGAACUCAUUGACUGGGUUCGAUCGCUUCCUCCUCAUUUACAGCUGCCCAUUGGGUCUAGCCAUACGCCCAGUUUUAACCGCGAUGUACACCAACUACAUCUGCCUUAUCUCGCUGUAAUCGUAGUGCUUCACCUGACUAGGUCGCCACAAUCCCUUCCACAAGCUUUGCCGCCAGCAACGCUGGCCGGUUCCUGCAUUGCUCGAAUUCUCAAAGACGUGCUUGUGAGGAGUGAAACUAGGUUUUUGAUGCCUAUUACUUGUUGGUACACCGGCAUGGGUUUUAUAGCUCUCCUGCAGGCAUCCAGAAGCGAGCGUCUCAAGGAUGGUGCCAGCGCGGAUCUAGAGAUACUCAUUCUCGCCAUCAAGGAGUUGAAGAACAUGUGGGCGACUGCCGCACUAUUUGAACAGACAUUUGAACGGCUACGAUCGAACGGCAAAUCUCUUAGCCCGGAGGAAUUUCCUAACCGCCACCUGGUGAAUGAACAAUCAACUCGUGCCCUUAACUCCGAAGAGGCAGUAUUGCACAGUGGUGUCGACUGGAUUGACUAUUUCCCCUUUGUCACCAGUGAGACGAGCGUCGUUGCUGAGAAUCUUUUGGAUCAACAGAACAUGGACUUCACUUUCUGGGAUGGCUUGGGCGAGAUGGCUUUCGACACCAUUCCCAACUACCAGGACUUCAUGGAAGGUAUUGACAGCUGGGCUGAUCCCAAUGCCUUCCUAUAG
Messenger RNA from Penicillium riverlandense, 2088 nucleotides. RefSeq lists its product as uncharacterized. The record is from RefSeq and is a predicted model, not a curated record. Lineage: Eukaryota; Fungi; Ascomycota; Eurotiomycetes; Eurotiales; Aspergillaceae. Gene Ontology annotation, molecular function: DNA binding; DNA-binding transcription factor activity, RNA polymerase II-specific; zinc ion binding. Bases 1 to 2088 code for a protein of 695 amino acids. The transcript has 4 exons. Gene Ontology annotation, biological process: regulation of DNA-templated transcription; DNA-templated transcription.